AUGAGAAUGGGUUCCGACAGUCGUUCAUUUCUAAACUAUCCCCAGGCCCAGGAGGGUCCUGUUGUGCCAUACAAUAAUGAGACCCAGUCCAUUCCUGUCUUCCGAGGCACGGCUUUGGCAAUUGGCGCAACCUUCCAUUUCUGGCGCACUGCUGGCUUCGGUGUGAUUCGCGAAAUUCCUCAAAUCCUUCAAUAUGCCGGUCGCUAUGAUCCUACUGUGAUUCCCGUGGAGCUGACACCCAGCGACAUACCGACCCCUGUCGUCGCAAAGAGGAAAGGAAGAAGUGGAUAUUAUACGUCAGCCGACUAUCAUGCACUAUAUCUUUCCAAGGACUUGACGCCGACCAGAGUUGUAGAGACAUUGCUGCCUCUUGUCCGGCGUGACAUCAAGCCCCCAGGGAAACACUCCACUGCUUUCCUCGAGUCGCAGGUCGAUAUCAUCCGCGCAGCUGCUGAAGCAUCCACGGAGCGGUUUAAAAAGGGCCAACCACUGGGUCCACUUGACGGGAUUAUUGUUGCGAUCAAGGAUGAAGUCCAUAUUACAGGGUAUAAGCGCACGCUAGGCACGAAAUUGGAUUUCAAGAAUGGGAGCGAUGAAACUUCGUGGUGUGUACAGCAAUGGCAGAAUGCUGGUGCGAUUAUAAUUGGUAAAACGACCAUGCAUGAACUCGGUCUUGACACGAACAACAACAAUCCGAACUACGGAACUCCUCGAAACCCCCACAACAAGACCUACUACUGUGGCGGCUCCUCGGGGGGCUCUGGCUAUGCUGUUGGCGCAGGCCUGGUACCCAUUGCACUCGGGGCUGACGGCGGCGGCUCAAUUCGAAUCCCGUCCUCAUUUUGCGGUAUCUGGGGUCUCAAGACUACUCACGGCCGCGUCUCUGGCGCCCCUUCUCUAAGUCUUGCACCAAGUGUUGGUGUCCUCGGCCCCAUGGCUUCUAAUAUAGAUGAUCUCGCUCUCGCCUAUCGCAUAAUGGCCACUCCAGCCCCCGCCUCGCAGGAUCCGAUAUCCUCCCAGUUUCCCCAACCAAUCCCUUUACCCUCUGACCGGCAGCGAGCCAAAACUAUCGGUAUUUUUAGCGACUGGAUCGACCGUGCUGAGCCCGCCGUACGCUCUGUCUUCGACAAUGCCCUCGAAUACUACCGCCAGCGGGGAUACGAAAUAGUGAAUAUAACGAUCCCUUAUGUCCCCGAAGGCCAGCGCGCACACGUGCUCACCAUCAUGGCCGAGAUCGCCUCCGGCGUAGAUGCCCGUCAGAUCCGGCACUUGACGGCUCCAAACAAGGUCUUCGUGUCUUUGGGCACGUACCAAAUCAAUGCCCAGGACUUCCUCGCAUCCCAACGCCUGCGCAACCUGCUCAUGCAGCACCUAGCACACCUGUUCGAAACAUAUCCCGGGCUGAUUAUUUUCUCGCCGACGACCCCGCUGCCGGGCUGGCAUAUCAGCGGCGAAGGAGACCUUUCACGCGGCCUGUCUGACGGUGCAACAUCUGUCCGAAACAUGGAGUAUGUCUGGCUCGCCAACUUCACCGGGUGUCCAUCUAUCAGUUGCCCUGCAGGGUAUGCCAAGGAUAGUGGUGUUCCAAUUGGUGUGAUGGCGAUGGGCGAAUGGGGCACAGAAGAGGACUUGAUUGAUUUUGCUCGUGACGGUGAAGGGAUCUUGGACUUGCCCGCCAACAAAGCCCCGGCCGGAAAUGAAGAAAAUGUGUCUACAGGGCUACGUGCACCCUCUGCCAAUGACUCAAUUUGGGAAGACGUCAUUGCGAGAGCUCAGGAGGGUCAAAUUGCUUGA
Molecule: messenger RNA, 1794 nt
Organism: Penicillium macrosclerotiorum
Lineage: Eukaryota; Fungi; Ascomycota; Eurotiomycetes; Eurotiales; Aspergillaceae
Product: amidase
Exons: 3
Coding region: 1-1794 (597 amino acids)
Molecular function (GO): catalytic activity
Source: RefSeq, a predicted model, not a curated record